CACUGGGUUGGUCUUGGCUUUGUUGGCUGGAUGGGAGUCCUGCUUCUCUUGCUUCUCCUGACAGAGAGAAUAGUGCCAAUGCCGAGUUCUCAAAGCAAGAACAGUCCAUCUGUCCCAGAGGAAUUCACGGCCCCCUUGGAGUUCCAGCAGCACCACUUCGGCUUGGUGGAUGAUUAUGGUAUUAAACCAAAGCAUCCCAAAUUCCGGACACGGACGUUGCGUAAGGAAUCAGAAAAACUGCGCAGAGCACACAAGAGCAAGCGAGAUGAGCCAGACUUUGAGGAGUAUUAUUAUGAUGACCUCUUUUGACAUUCCUUUGGAAAGUGGCAAUAUGAAUGACCUUUUCUUUUUAAAUAAGUUGCAGGCAGAAAC
This is a messenger RNA of Elgaria multicarinata webbii, 372 nucleotides long. It is a transcript of the gene FREY1, whose product is annotated as Frey regulator of sperm-oocyte fusion 1. Gene Ontology annotation, biological process: sperm-egg recognition; fusion of sperm to egg plasma membrane involved in single fertilization. Bases 31 to 309 code for a protein of 92 amino acids. Gene Ontology annotation, cellular component: endoplasmic reticulum membrane. The record is from RefSeq and is a predicted model, not a curated record. The transcript has 3 exons. NCBI's taxonomy places the organism in Eukaryota, Metazoa, Chordata, Lepidosauria, Squamata, Anguidae.